AACAAAACAAAACAAAAAAACAAAAGGACAAAAUCCCACAUUCUCUGUAAGGAGAAAAUCGAAAUGCACUCUGUUAAGAAUUUAUUUUGGAUGAGCUACCCACUUGCUGAGAUAGGGGAAAAUCCAGAACAAAACAACAAAAAUUCACAUAUGGCAUUAUACAUGUUAUGAUGCAGUGUCAAUUUCUAGACUUUUGAGGAAACAAAGAAUUAUUCUAGAGAGAAAUAUAUUGAAAUAUACCUGGCCUUAUUUCCACCUUUCUGACUAUACCCGCUCCAGAAGCGGCCAGUGGGAAAGCCCAGUGCUGUGCCAGCCUGCGAUGGAGAGGUUACCUAGAUUGAGGGUAUUCGGAAAUGUAUUGUAAAGUAUCGUCAGCAUCUCUAACGGAAGAAAGAAGGGUCCAGGAGCGAUGGGAAAUCGGCCAGCUUUUAGCUGGCUCUCUUCUUCAAUUUGCUGAAAAGAAGGAAAGGAAAUGGUGUGACUGUUCCUCAACAGUGCAGGAUGGUUUGUGUGAGGAGAAGCCUGUAAGAGUUCCCAUUUAUUCUUUGUACCACUUGUUAGGAUUACAGUUAAAAAUCACACUAAAAAAUUUUUUUUAUCAUGAAGACACAAAUAUGAUUUAUCUUCUUUUGUAUAUGAGUUACCUUUUUUUUUUUAAAGAUUUAUUUAUUUUUUGAAAGAGUUAUACAGAGAAGAGAGGCAGAGAGAAAGAGAGAUCUUCCAUCUGCUGGUUCACUCCCCAGUUGGCCGCAAUGGGCGGAGCUGCUCCGAUCCGAAGCCAGGAGAUUCUUCCAUGUCUCCCACGUGGGUGCAGGGGCUCAAGGACUUGGGCCAUCUUCUACUGUUUUCCCAGGCCAUAGCAGGGAGCUGGAUGAGAAGUGGAGCAGCCAGGUCUCGAACUGGCGCCCAUAUGGGAUGCCGGUGCUUCAGGCCAGAGCGUUAACCCACUGUGCCACAGCGCCAGCCCCAUGAGUUUCCAUUUAAUUCUUCACAUAAUCCCACCCCAGUUCCCCUUCCCCUCAAAGGCAGUGGAGACACUUUAUGGAAUUCUUUCUUCUGGAGAUAGCUUGUCUGGAACAUAUGUACAUAAGUAUACAUAGUAGGAACAUAACUACAUCGGUGCACAUAGUAGGCCCUCAGGAGAACUAUGUGACCAGAAUGGUUUCCAUGUGGUUCUCAGCGUGAGGUCCAUUUGUAGGAGGAACGGAGCACCAUGGUCCCUAAAUCUUUCCCUUCUCGUUUUCCAUCCCUCGCUAGCAGACUACAAGGCACCCUACAGGGGAGAAGAGAUGAUCUUUGAUUUCCAAACCAGAAAUAUGGCGAGUAGCUGUGGUUGGGCAGGAGCUCACACAUGGCACUCUCUGAAGCAGGUAAACACAGCGACGCCACAGAACCCCAACAAGAUCCUGGUGUGUGUCACUGGACUUUGUGCUCUGUGCUUUACAAACAGGUCAAAUGCAUCAACCUGCAGAAUGAUGGACUUUCAUGUUAGAAACACGUGUACUGAGCCUUUCUAAUAGUAUAUCAUGGGGUUGUGCGUGUUUUUUGUUAUUUUUGUCUGCUCAUUUUGUUGGUGAAAUUAGGGUUUCUUCCUAGAGCCCACCUAUCUUAGGCCCAAGUCUGUCAUUUCAGCAGUCCUUGGCUAAAGCUGCUACUGUGGAUACUGCGUGUGUAAAUGAUUCCCAAACUUAGAUUCCUUCCAGCACGUGCAUCCGCACAGAGGACCCCAGCAGGCCUGAGCAUUGCUGCUGCUUCGCUUCACAUAAUGAAUAUUCAGAGGCUGCAGUCGCUGAGGACUCAGGUGGCAGAAAUAGUAAGGUGAUUGAAGCAGCCCCUAAUAUGCAAGCCCAAUCUGCAUUUCAGCCAUCAGACACUCCGAUGACAGCACAUUCCCCAUUCUCUGCCCCUCGGACCGCAUGAGAGCAGAGUCCUGGGGAACCUCCCAUGAAUCGGACAUCUGUUCCGUGCACCAACAUGCUCACGUCUUUCUGUAUGAUGUGUUGUAAUCAGCAUGUUGUUUGUAAAAGACAACAAGCCCUUCUGUAGUCCUCUCCACAAAAUGCAUUUAGGCCGAUCGUUCAGCAUAAAGGACGCACUGUUGAGACCGGCAAUGCGUGCAUUGUUUUCCCUAUAAUGCAGUCAAGAUCUUCAUAGCAAAAUCUAGUGUGUUUUUUGAAAUCUUAUUUUAUAUGUUUUGUCACCCUCAGCAGUUGAACUAAAGUAGGAACUGCUCCAUUCUACCACGGGUUAAAUUAUGCUCUGUGCAGAUCUGGUGGCGAUGCAUAAAUUGCAGCCCUUUCUUUUUUUCGAAGGAUUCUAAAAUAGGUUUUCAGAAUUAGUGCUGGAUUUUUGCUUCUGUAUGUGUGGUGACUCUUGAUUUUCUCCCUUCGGAGAAGCAUCCUUUGCAGCAGUCCCCCUUCCGAGGAGUCACUUAGACACUUCCAGCUGGUGGCUCGGGAUCCAGCCAUAAUAGAGCUUCCUCGGUCCCAGCUGUCUUCACUACGGUAAAUGCAUUACGAUGGCUGCACUCUCCCGCAGGGGUUCAGGUAGAGGAAGGUGGAGGAUGAAGUCUGGACCCCGUCCUUUUGGUUUUUAAAAGCUUCAGCUUCGCCAGCAUCUUUGCAUUUUGAAUGUCUUCCUGCUUCAGUCAGAGCCUCCUCUCCAGUGAGUGGAAUGCUGCUGUCCGCCUGAUUAGAGGUGCCUGAGGAUAUCACCUUGUACCAGGAAGCCCUGCGUGCUUGAGAGAAUCGCUGUAAGUGCAGUAUGGCUCAUGCAGCCUCACAAUUAAAGAAGAACAGGGAUUUAGAGAUCAAUGCCGAAGAAGAGACCGAGAAGAAAAGGAAACACCGCAAACGGUCCCGGGAUCGGAAGAAAAAGUCUGAUGCCAAUGCAAGUUACUUAAGAGCAGCUCGAGCUGGACACCUAGAAAAAGCUCUUGACUACAUAAAAAAUGGAGUCGACAUCAACAUUUGCAAUCAGAAUGGGUUGAACGCUCUCCAUCUUGCUUCCAAAGAAGGCCACGUUGAAGUCGUUUCUGAGCUGCUACAGAGAGAAGCCAAUGUGGAUGCAGCCACAAAGAAAGGUAACACAGCAUUGCACAUCGCAUCUUUGGCUGGGCAAGCAGAAGUGGUCAAGGUCUUGGUUACAAAUGGAGCCAAUGUCAAUGCACAAUCUCAGAAUGGUUUCACACCAUUGUAUAUGGCCGCCCAGGAAAACCACCUGGAAGUUGUCAAGUUUCUGCUUGACAAUGGUGCAAGCCAGAGCCUUGCCACUGAGGACGGCUUCACCCCAUUGGCAGUCGCAUUGCAGCAAGGUCACGACCAAGUAGUUUCCCUCCUGCUAGAAAAUGAUACAAAAGGGAAAGUGCGUCUUCCAGCUCUUCACAUUGCUGCCCGCAAAGAUGACACGAAAGCCGCCGCCCUUCUGCUGCAGAAUGACAACAACGCAGACGUGGAGUCAAAGAGUGGCUUCACUCCGCUCCACAUAGCUGCUCACUAUGGGAAUAUCAACGUAGCCACGUUGCUGUUAAACCGAGCGGCUGCUGUGGAUUUCACUGCAAGGAAUGACAUCACUCCUUUACAUGUGGCUUCAAAAAGAGGAAAUGCAAAUAUGGUAAAGCUGUUGCUUGAUCGAGGAGCUAAAAUCGAUGCCAAAACCAGGGACGGCCUGACGCCACUGCACUGUGGGGCGAGGAGCGGCCAUGAGCAGGUGGUGGAGAUGCUGCUGGACCGAGCCGCCCCUAUUCUCUCAAAAACCAAGAAUGGACUGUCUCCAUUGCACAUGGCCACGCAAGGGGAUCAUUUGAAUUGUGUCCAGCUUCUCCUCCAGCAUAACGUGCCUGUGGAUGAUGUCACCAAUGACUACCUGACCGCCCUACAUGUGGCCGCCCACUGUGGCCAUUACAAAGUCGCCAAGGUUCUGUUGGAUAAGAAAGCUAACCCCAAUGCCAAAGCCCUGAAUGGCUUUACCCCUCUGCAUAUUGCCUGCAAGAAGAACCGAAUUAAAGUAAUGGAACUCCUUCUGAAACACGGUGCAUCCAUCCAAGCCGUAACCGAGUCGGGCCUUACCCCAAUCCAUGUUGCUGCCUUCAUGGGCCAUGUAAAUAUUGUAUCGCAGCUAAUGCAUCAUGGAGCCUCACCAAACACCACCAACGUGAGAGGAGAAACUGCACUGCAUAUGGCAGCCCGGUCUGGCCAAGCGGAAGUUGUGCGGUAUCUGGUGCAGGAUGGAGCUCAGGUAGAAGCUAAAGCCAAGGAUGACCAAACCCCACUCCACAUUUCAGCCCGACUGGGGAAGGCAGAUAUAGUCCAACAACUGCUGCAGCAAGGAGCAUCUCCCAACGCAGCCACCACUUCAGGGUACACCCCGCUUCACCUUUCAGCCCGGGAGGGCCACGAGGACGUAGCCGCAUUCCUCCUGGAUCACGGAGCGUCUUUGUCUAUAACAACAAAGAAAGGAUUUACUCCCCUUCACGUGGCAGCAAAAUACGGGAAGCUUGAAGUAGCCAACCUCCUGCUACAGAAAAGUGCGUCUCCUGAUGCUGCCGGAAAGAGCGGGCUAACUCCACUGCAUGUAGCUGCACAUUACGAUAAUCAGAAAGUGGCCCUUCUGCUUCUGGACCAAGGAGCCUCACCUCACGCAGCCGCAAAGAAUGGUUAUACGCCCCUGCACAUCGCUGCCCAGAAGAACCAGAUGGACAUAGCGACAACUCUGCUGGAAUAUGGCGCUGAUGCCAACGCAGUUACCCGGCAAGGAAUUGCUUCUGUCCACCUUGCAGCUCAGGAAGGGCAUGUGGACAUGGUGUCACUGCUCCUCGGAAGAAAUGCAAACGUGAACCUGAGCAAUAAGAGUGGCCUCACCCCACUCCAUUUGGCUGCUCAAGAAGACAGAGUGAAUGUGGCUGAAGUCCUUGUCAACCAAGGGGCACAUGUGGAUGCCCAGACAAAGAUGGGAUACACACCGCUACAUGUAGGCUGCCACUAUGGCAACAUCAAGAUCGUGAAUUUCCUGCUGCAGCAUUCUGCGAAGGUGAACGCCAAGACAAAGAACGGGUACACGCCACUGCAUCAGGCAGCACAGCAGGGACACACACACAUCAUAAACGUCUUGCUGCAGAACAAUGCCUCCCCCAAUGAGCUCACUGUGAAUGGGAAUACUGCUCUGGCCAUUGCCCGACGCCUUGGCUACAUCUCCGUGGUUGACACUCUGAAGGUGGUGACUGAAGAGACCAUAACCACAACUACCAUCACAGAGAAGCACAAAAUGAAUGUUCCAGAAACAAUGAAUGAAGUUCUUGAUAUGUCUGAUGAUGAAGUGCGUAAAGCCAACGCCCCUGAAAUGCUCAGUGAUGGCGAAUAUAUCUCAGAUGUUGAAGAAGGUGAGGAUGCCAUGACGGGGGACACAGACAAGUAUCUUGGGCCGCAGGACCUUAAGGAACUGGGCGAUGACUCCCUGCCCGCAGAGGGCUACAUGGGCUUCAGCCUUGGAGCCCGCUCUGCCAGCCUCCGCUCCUUCAGUUCGGAUAGGUCUUACACCUUGAACAGAAGCUCCUAUGCGCGGGACAGCAUGAUGAUCGAAGAACUCCUCGUACCAUCCAAAGAGCAGCAUCUAACGUUUACGAGGGAAUUUGAUUCAGAUUCCCUUAGACAUUACAGCUGGGCUGCAGACACCUUAGACAAUGUCAAUCUUGUCUCAAGCCCUAUUCAUUCAGGGUUUCUGGUUAGCUUUAUGGUGGAUGCAAGAGGUGGCUCCAUGAGAGGCAGCCGGCACCAUGGGAUGCGAAUCAUCAUUCCUCCACGCAAGUGUACAGCCCCAACCCGAAUCACCUGCCGUUUGGUAAAGAGGCAUAAACUGGCCAACCCACCCCCUAUGGUGGAAGGAGAGGGAUUAGCCAGUAGGCUGGUAGAAAUGGGUCCUGCUGGGGCACAAUUUUUAGGCCCUGUCAUAGUGGAAAUCCCUCACUUUGGGUCCAUGAGAGGAAAAGAGAGAGAACUCAUAGUUCUUCGAAGUGAAAAUGGUGAAACAUGGAAGGAGCAUCAGUUUGACAGUAAAAAUGAAGAUUUAACUGAACUGCUUAAUGGCAUGGAUGAAGAACUCGAUAGCCCGGAAGAGUUGGGGAAGAAGCGGAUCUGCAGGAUUAUCACUAAGGAUUUCCCCCAGUAUUUUGCAGUGGUUUCACGGAUUAAGCAGGAAAGCAACCAGAUUGGCCCUGAAGGGGGAAUUCUGAGCAGCACCACUGUGCCCCUGGUCCAGGCGUCAUUCCCAGAGGGCGCUCUGACCAAAAGAAUCCGAGUGGGCCUCCAGGCUCAGCCUGUUCCAGAUGAAAUUGUGAAAAAGAUCCUGGGAAACAAAGCAACAUUCAGCCCAAUUGUGACCGUGGAACCAAGAAGAAGAAAAUUCCAUAAACCAAUCACAAUGACCAUUCCGGUGCCCCCACCAUCAGGAGAAGGUGUAUCCAAUGGAUACAAGGGGGAUACCACGCCCAACCUGCGUCUUCUCUGUAGCAUCACAGGGGGCACCUCGCCGGCUCAGUGGGAAGACAUCACAGGCACGACUCCUUUGACCUUUAUAAAGGAUUGUGUCUCUUUUACAACCAAUGUUUCAGCCAGAUUUUGGCUUGCAGACUGCCACCAAGUUCUAGAAACUGUUGGGCUAGCCACGCAGCUAUACAGAGAAUUAAUAUGUGUCCCAUAUAUGGCCAAGUUUGUUGUUUUUGCCAAAAUGAAUGAUCCUGUGGAAUCCUCCCUGCGAUGUUUCUGCAUGACAGAUGACAAAGUGGAUAAAACUUUGGAGCAGCAAGAAAACUUUGAGGAAGUCGCAAGAAGCAAAGAUAUUGAGGUUCUAGAAGGAAAACCUAUUUAUGUUGAUUGUUAUGGAAAUCUGGCCCCACUUACCAAAGGAGGACAACAACUUGUUUUUAACUUUUAUGCUUUCAAAGAAAAUAGACUGCCAUUUUCCAUCAAGAUUAGAGACACCAGCCAAGAGCCCUGUGGCCGUCUGUCUUUUCUGAAGGAACCAAAGACAACAAAAGGACUGCCCCAAACAGCUGUUUGCAACUUAAAUAUCACUCUGCCAGCACAUAAAAAGGAGACAGAGUCAGAUCAAGAUGAUGAGGCUGAGAAAGCAGAUAGACGCCAGAGCUUUGCAUCUUUAGCUUUACGUAAGCGCUACAGCUACUUGACUGAGCCUGGAAUGAUUGAACGGAGUGCAGGAGCAACAAGAUCCCUCCCUACCACUUACUCAUACAAGCCAUUCUUUUCUACAAGACCAUACCAGUCCUGGACAACAGCUCCGAACACAGUGCCUGGGCCGGCCAAGUCAGGCUUCACUUCCUUAUCAAGUUCUUCCUCUAAUACGCCGUCCGCUUCUCCAUUAAAAUCGAUAUGGUCUGUUUCGACUCCCUCUCCAAUCAAAUCCACCUUAGGAGCGUCAACUACAUCUUCAGUUAAAUCCAUUAGUGACGUGGCAUCUCCGAUUAGAUCUUUUCGGACAAUUUCUUCGCCAAUAAAAACGGUGGUGUCACAAUCUCCAUACAAUCUCCAAGUUUCCUCUGGUACCCUGGUUAGACCUCCCACAGUCACAGAGGCCACGCCCUUAAAAGGGCUGGCAUCCAACUCUACGUUUUCCUCUCGAACCUCUCCAGUGACUACAGGAGGGUCCCUGCUGGAGAGGUCGUCAAUUACCAUGACACCCCCGGCUUCCCCCAAAUCCAACCUUAACAUGUAUUCCUCCAGUUUGCCAUUUAAGUCCAUCAUUACAUCAGCAACACCGCUGAUCUCGUCGCCUUUAAAGUCAGCGGUGGCUCCAGCUCAGUCGGCAGUCGAUGUCAUUUCAUCCGCUAAAGUCACGAUGGCAUCUGCUCUGUCGUCACCCUUGAAACAGAUGCCCGGACAUGCAGAGGUAGCUUUAGUCAAUGGCUCGGUUUCUCCUCUGAAAUAUCCAUCGUCUUCAACUUUAAUUAACGGAUGCAAAGCCACUGCCACGUUACAGGACAAAAUUUCCACAGCUACAAACUCUGUAGUGAACGCAGCCACUGACACGGUUGAUAAAGUAUUUGCCACCACGACAGCGAUGCCAUUUUCCCCACUCAGGUCAUACGUCCCCGCAGCGGCCCCAUCAGCUUUUCCGUCUCUAAGAACUCCUUCCGCAAGUGCUCUCUAUACAUCCCUCGGGUCAUCGCUCUCCGCAACUACCUCCUCUGUAACUUCAUCAAUUAUCACAGUGCCAGUAUACUCUGUAGUCAAUGUUUUGCCAGAACCAGCCCUAAAGAAACUUCCAGACUCGAAUUCACUCACCAAAUCAGCAGCCGCCUUGCUGUCGCCCAUUAAAACAUUGACUACGGAGACACGCCCCCAGCCCCAUUUCAAUCGAACUUCAUCUCCGGUUAAGUCAUCCCUGUUCCUUACGCCCUCUUCCCUAAAGUUGUCCACACCGUCUUCUCUAUCUUCCAGUCAGGAGAUAUUAAAAGACGUGGCCGAAAUGAAAGAGGACCUAAUGCGGAUGACCGCAAUACUGCAGACGGAUGUGCCCGAGGAGAAGCCGUUCCCCCCCGAGCUCCCCAGGGAAGGGAGGAUGGAGGACGAAGAACCUUUCAAAAUUGUGGAGAAAGUAAAGGAAGACUUAGUGAAAGUCAGCGAGAUCCUGAAGAAGGAUGUAUGUGUGGAUGACAAAGGAUCGCCCAAGUCCCCCAAGAGUGACCAAGGACGCUCUCCCGAAGAGGACUGGACCGAGUUUAGUUCGGAAGAAAUCCGGGAGGCCAGACAGGCUGCAGCCAGCCAUGCCCCGUCCCUGCCCGAGAGGGUGCAAGUCAAGGCGAAAGCCGCCUCGGAGAAGGAUUAUAACCUGACCAAAGUCAUCGAUUACCUGACUAACGAUAUUGGGAGCGGCUCCCUGACAAAUCUCAAGUACAAGUUCGAGGAUGCAAAGAAGGACGGCGAGGAGAGACAGAAGAGAAUUUUAAAACCAGCGAUGGCUUUGCAGGAACACAAACUCAAAAUGCCUCCAGCCUCCGUGAGGCCGUCCACCUCUGAGAAAGAGCUGUGUAAGAUGGCCGAUUCCUUCUUUGGCACGGAUACGAUUCUCGAGUCGCCGGACGACUUCUCUCAACAUGACCAAGAUAAAAGUCCCUUGUCUGACAGCGGCUUUGAAACGAGAAGCGAGAAAACCCCUUCGGCCCCGCAGAGCGCCGAGAGCACGGGGCCCAAACCGCUUUUUCACGAGGUCCCCAUCCCGCCUGUCAUCACGGAGACCAGAACGGAAGUGGUUCACGUGAUCCGGAGCUACGAGCCCUCGGCGGGGGAGGCUCCCCAGUCCCAGCCAGAGGAGCCUGGGUCCCCCAAGCCCUCGCCUACCUUUACGGAGCUGGAGCCAAAGCCCGCCCCCUCCAGCAUCAAGGAGAAGGUGAAAGCCUUCCAGAUGAAAGCCAACGGCGAAGACGAGGAGCCCAGCCGGGUGCUGGGCAAAGGCGUGCGCGUCAAAGAGGAGACCCACAUCACGACCACCACCCGGAUGGUGUACCAUUCCCCACCCGGCAGCGAGGGCAGCUCCGAGAGGAUCGAGGAGACCAUGUCGGUCCACGACAUCAUGAAGGCCUUUCAGUCUGGGCGCGACCCUUCCAAAGAGCUGGCAGGUCUGUUUGAGCAUAAGUCGGCAGUGUCUCCAGACGGUCACAGGUGUGCGGCUGAAGCCUCAGCCCAGCAUGCAGAGAAGGACAGCCAAAUGAAACCCAAACUGGAGCGUAUUAUAGAAGUCCACAUCGAAAAAGGUAACCAAGCUGAGCCCACUGAAGUCAUUAUUAGAGAAACCAAAAAGCAUCCAGAGAAGGAGAUGUAUGUGUUUCAGAAAGACUUACCCCGGGGAGAUAUUAACCUAAAAGAUUUUCUGCCAGAAAAACACGAUGCUUUUCCUUGCCCAGAGGAACAGGGUCAGCAAGAAGAAGAAGAACUCACUGCCGAGGAGUCCUUGCCUUCCUACCUGGAGUCUUCCCGAGUAAACACUCCCGUGUCCCAAGAAGAAGACAGUCGCCCUAGUUCCGCUCAACUCAUAUCCGAUGACUCCUAUAAAACACUGAAGCUUCUGAGUCAGCACUCGAUAGAAUACCAUGACGAUGAGUUGUCAGAACUAAGAGGGGAGUCUUACAGGUUUGCUGAGAAAAUGCUUCUGUCAGACAAGCUAGACGUGUCUCACUCAGAUACUGAGGAGUCUAGCUCAGAGUUACAGGGGUCUGAUAAGCGGGCCAGAGAAAAAGUAGCCACUGCCCCCAAAAAAGAGAUUCUCUCCAAAAUCUAUAAAGAUGUGUCUGAAAAUGGUGUAGGGAAGGUGUCUAAAGAUGAGCAUUUUGAUAAAGUGACAGUAUUGCACUACCCUGGCGAUGUCGGUAGUCCCAAGCAUGCCAUGUGGAUGCGCUUCACUGAGGACAGACUAGACAGAGGUAGAGAGAAGUUGAUUUACGAAGAUAGGGUGGACAGGACCGUGAAGGAGGCGGAAGAGAAACUGACUGAAGUGUCACAGUUUUUUCGUGACAAAACCGAAAAGCUAAACGAUGAACUGCAGUCCCCCGAGAAAAAGCCGCGCCCGAGAAAUGGCAAAGAAUACUCUGCCCAGAGCCCCGAGAAGGGCCUGCUCACGGAACUGCUGGCGUCCAACGAGGAGUGGGUUAAGGCAAGGCAGCAUGGCCACGAUGGAGCAGGCUUCCCCAGGGCCGAGGAGAGGAGAGCACCCGGUGUCAGCCCGGAGAAACCGGCUCUUCUCCCCCCGCACGCUGGAGACGGCAAGCCCCCAGAGGAAACCAGAGGAGGCGUGGCCCAGAGCAAAGCACCCGAAGGGCCCCAGUCUGGAUUUCAGCUCAAACAAUCCAAACUCAGUUCCAUUCGAUUAAAAUUUGAACAAGGUGCGCACAUCAAAAGUAAGGACGUGUGCGACGAAGACAAGAGGCCGGAUGGCCAAUCCAGAAUCCCAGUUAAAAAACUCCAGGAGAGCAGGCUGCCUGUCCACCAAGCCUUUGCUAGAGAAAAACAGCAGAAGGGCGGCACAGACCUCGCAGAUCAAAGUGGAUCUGUGCAAAACGGUGCUCUGGUAUCGAAAGCUAAAGAUGAGGCUGCCCAAGGCGGCGAUGUGGUCGUGAACGAUGUUGGCUCCGAUGAGGCGACAAUACAGAGAACUGAGACGCCAAGUAAAGCCAUGCCGGAGCGUUUUUCUGGGCACCAGGCUGCAGACUUAGCGUGUCCUGUAACCUCAGACUUAGCCACUGCUAAGGGACCAUGGGACAAAAAGGUCUUUAGGACGUGGGAAAGUUCCGGAGCCAGUUACAAUAAGUCCCAAAAAGAAAAACUUUCACAUGUCCUCGUCCAUGAUGUGAGAGAGAGUCACCUGGGCCACCCCGAGAGUCAGAGUGUCGCUCAAAAGAACGAAUUUCUGUCUGUGACUGAGAGAGAACACAGAGUGUUAACCAAUGGCUCUCUCUCAGAAAUUAAGGAAAUGACUGUAAAAUCGCCCUCCAAAAAAGUCUUAUACAGGGAAUAUGUUGUUACGGACGGGGACCGUCCAGGCGGGCCUCCUGAGCAGCCGGCCAGGAGAGGCGAGAGCCCGGCCGUGUCGCACGGCCCGGUCCGCGUGGCCGAGGAGAGGAACGGGCUGCCUGCUAAUGGUCCCCACGCUUUCUGUGAGCCCGCGGCGCUUCCAAAACACGCACCUUCCCCCAAGCUGUCCCAGUCGAGUCUGAGUAAAGAGACAGUUGAGACAAAGCACUUUAAUUCCAUAGAAGAUGCAAAAGUCACCUACUCAGAAAUCAGCAAGGUGUCCAAACAGAGUUACGUAGGCUUGUGUCCACCUCUAGAGGAACCUGAAACCUCCCCCACCAAAUCUCCUGAUUCUUUAGAGUUUAGCCCAGGCCAGGAGUCGCCCUCUAGUGACGUAUUUGACCACAGUCCCAUGGACGGAUUGGAGAAACUUGCACCCCUAGCGCAGACAGAGGGAGGGAAGGAGAUAAAAACCUUGCCUGUGUAUGUGAGUUUCGUGCAAGUGGGGAAGCAAUAUGAAAAAGAGAUUCAACAAGGAAGUGUCAAAAAAAUCAUAAGUCAGGAGUGUAAGACAGUGCAAGAAACCAGGGGGACCUUUUACACAAGCAGGCAGCCGAAGCAGCCUCCCUCUCCCCAAGGUAGCCCAGAAGACGACACUCUAGAGCAAGUGUCCUUUCUAGACAGCUCUGGGAAAAGCCCUUUGACCCCGGAAACACCCAGUUCGGAGGAAGUAAGCUACGAGUUUACGUCUAAAACACCAGACUCGCUCAUAGCCUUCAUACCAGGCAAACCCAGUCCAAUUCCCGAGGUUUCUGAGGAAUCGGAGGAGGAGGAGCAGGCCAAGUCGACCUCCCUAAAGCAGCCCGCGGCGGAGGAAACCCCAGUCGCACGGGAAAUGCCCAAUGAGGUGGGCAGAGACUCUAGCCAAAGGCCUAAAACCAAUCGAGUUGCCUACAUUGAAUUUCCUCCUCCUCCCCCGCUGGAUGCAGAGCAGCUGGAAUCAGAGAAGCAGCCUUAUCGCCCCGAGAAGGAAGGUGAGCUGAUCGAAGUGAGCCUGCAAGAUGAACACGACAAGUACCAGCUGGCGGAACCGGUCAUCCGAGUGCAGCCACCGUCACCGGUCCCUCCGGGGGCCGAUGUCAGCGAUUCCAGCGAUGAUGAGUCCAUUUAUCAGCCGGUCCCAGUUAAAAAAUACACCUUCAAAUUAAAGGAGGUAGACGACGAUCAGAAAGAAAUGACGAAAUGCAAAGCGGCCGCCGCCAAGGCCGGCAACCAGAAGGAAUCGGAAAGUAAUGGAUCUGCCAAGGAGAAUGACUUUGGCCUCCCCCUUGACUCGCCUCAGAACGAAACGGCCCAGAAUGGGAACAACGACCAGUCCAUCACCGAGUGUUCCAUCGCCACCACCGCAGAAUUUUCCCACGAUACAGACGCCACCGAGAUCGACUCUCUGGAUGGCUACGACCUGCAAGAUGAAGACGAUGGUUUGACCGAGAGUGAUUCCAAGCUCCCAAGUCAGACCAUGGAAAUUAAGAAAGAUGUCUGGAACACAGAGGGCAUUCUGAAGCCAGCCGACCGCUCGUUUAGCCAGAGUAAACUGGAAGUUAUCGAGGAGGAGGGGAAGGUGGGACCAGAGGAGGAGAAGCCAUGUACGCAAAGUCCUUCCUCCGGAAAGACUGCUGAUAAGACUGAGCAGAAGUCCGGGGCCCAGUUCUUCACCCUAGAAGGCAGACAUCCCGACAGAUCAGUGUUUCCUGACACUUAUUUCAGUUACAAAGUAGACGAAGAAUUUGCCACUCCUUUUAAAACCGUAGCUACCAAAGGUCUAGAUUUCGACCCCUGGUCUAAUAACCGAGGGGACGAUGAAGUUUUUGACAGUAAGUCCCGGGACGAUGACACUAAGCCGUUUGGUCUGGCGGUGGAAGACCGCUCUCCAGCAACAACCCCUGAUACAACGCCAGCCAGAACGCCAACUGACGAAAGUACCCCAACUAGUGAGCCUAACCCCUUCCCAUUUCAUGAAGGAAAAAUGUUUGAGAUGACUCGCAGUGGUGCAAUUGACAUGAGCAAGAGGGAUUUUGUUGAAGAGAGGCUCCAAUUUUUCCAGAUUGGUGAGCAUACUUCUGAAGGGAAGUCAGGGGACCAGGGGGAAGGGGAUGAAACCAUGGUCACGGCCACACCACAGCCACAGGCAGGGGACACCGCUGUAGAAACCAAUCUAGAGAGAAAUGUAGAGGCACCUCCAGUGGAACCUCCCCCCAGCAUCCCGACCAGCGGAGAGGGUCAGGAAGACACAUCCGGUAGCGGCUCCCUGGAGAGAGCAGCGGCAGCGGCCACCAGCACCUCUAAAGUUGACCCCAAGUUGCGCACGCCCAUCAAAAUGGGAAUUUCUGCAUCCACCAUGACCAUGAAGAAAGAAGGCCCUGCAGAAGUACCAGAUAAGCUAGAAGCGGUGGCGACCAGUUGUCAGGGAUUAGAACACGAAGCUCUAAGCAUGACUGCAAAUGCAGCCAGUAGCCAGAUGGGCGUUAGGCCCCAAGAAAGACAUGAUUUUCAAAAAGAUAACUUUAAUAACAACAACAAUUUGGAUGCUUCCACCAUGCACACAGAUCACAUGACAAGUCAUGUAGUGCUCCCAGAACAUUCCGCACCCAGAUGUGCCACUGAGAAAGCUAAGCCAGUGAAAGGCUCCUCAGGAAAAAAGCCAGGGCUACCACACGGACACUGCACAAAAGAUAAGCAGAAAGUGCUCGGGGAGCAGCAAAGGACAAAGGAAUCCAUAGGGAUUAGGCGACAAUCCAAACUUCCCAUAAAGGCCACUGCACCAAAAGAUAACCUCCCACCCAACCAUAUGCCAAACCUUAAGGCAAGUAAAACGAAGCAGGUUAGUCCACCUGGGAAAACCACAACCCUUCCUUCUUCUUCAUGUGUAGAUGGAAAGUCCAGAAUCCCAGUAAAACACACACACAGGGAUAACACAGUCUCAGUUAGAAAAGCAUGUGCCACACAAAAACAAGAGCAGCCAGAGAAAGACAAGGCCAAACAGCUUCCGUCCAAGUUGCCAGUAAAGGUAAGAUCCACCUGUGUCACCACCACCACCACCACCACCACUGCCACGAGCACCAGCAGCAGCUGCAACAGCACCACCACCACCACCACCACCACCACCUCCACCACCACAGUUAAAGUCAGGAAAAGUCAGCUUAAGGAAGUAUGUAAACAUUCCAUUGAAUAUUUUAAGGGAAUUAGUGGCGAGACCUUAAAGCUUGUGGACCGCCUCUCUGAAGAAGACAGAAAGAUGCAGUCCGAGGUGUCCGAUGAGGAAGAGAGUACCUCAAGAAACACGUCGUUGUCCGAGACUUCCCGGGCUGGCAAGCCUUCAGUUACCACGAAGUCUGCUAGAGAUAAGAACACAGAGGCAGCGCCUUUAAAAUCAAAGAGUGAAAAGGCCGGCAGUGAGAGGAGGAGCAGUAGGAGGACUGGUCCACAGAGUCCAUGUGAGCGGACAGAUAUCAGGAUGGCAAUAGUAGCCGAUCACCUGGGACUUAGUUGGACAGAACUGGCAAGGGAACUGAAUUUUUCAGUGGAUGAAAUCAAUCAAAUACGUGUGGAAAAUCCAAAUUCUUUAAUUUCUCAAAGCUUCAUGUUAUUAAAAAAAUGGGUUACCAGAGACGGAAAAAAUGCUACAACUGAUGCCUUAACUUCGGUCUUGACAAAAAUUAAUCGAAUAGAUAUAGUGACUCUGCUAGAAGGACCAAUAUUUGAUUAUGGAAAUAUUUCAGGCACCAGAAGUUUUGCAGAUGAGAACAAUGUUUUCCAUGACCCGGUUGAUGGUUGGCAGAACGAGACAUCCGGCGGAAACGUAGAGUCUCCCGCACAGGCGCGAAGAAUCGCUGGUGGGUUACUCGAUCGGCUGGACGACAGCCCUGACCAAUGUAGAGAUUCCAUUACCUCAUAUCUGAAAGGAGAGCCUGGGCAAUUUGAAGCCAAUGGAAGCCAUGCAGAAGUCACUCCAGAAGCAAAGACAAAAUCUUACUUUCCAGAAUCCCAAAAUGAUAUAGGGAAACAGAGUGCUAAGGAAAUUCUCAAACCAAAAAUACACGGAUCCGGUCGUGUUGAGGAACCCGCAUCGCCACUAGCAGCAUAUCAGAAAUCUCUGGAAGAAACCAGCAAGCUUGUAAUAGAAGAGCCUAAACCCUGUGUGCCUGUCAGUAUGAAAAAGAUGAGUAGUAGGACUUGUCCUGCACAUGGCAAGCCGAGGCUUAACCUCCACGAAGAAGAGGGCUCCAGUGGGUCUGAGCAGAAGGUCAAAAGUCCGGGUGCAGCUCUUACGCGGAUGACGGCCUGCUGCUACAAGGACUGGAAAGGCAGUGAGAGCGAGUCGAGCUCAGAGGAAGAACACAGAGUCACUACCCGAAUUACUCGCCGGCGACUGAUUUUAAAGGGAGAGGAAGCCAAAAACAUUCCUGGUGAAUCUGUCACAGAAGAACAGUUCACUGAUGAAGAAGGCAACCUCAUCACCAGAAAAAUCACUCGGAAAGUAAUAAGGCGAAUUGUUGUCCCACAAGAGAGGAAACGUGAUGAUGUGCAGGGAGAAGCUUAUAAAGUGAAGGCAAAGAAAGAAGUCCGACCCGUGGAAAAGAAGAGCUACUCGUAAGAGUGAACGGUUAGUCAAGGGCGAAUCAUGUGUUUUACUGCCAGUAUUGAGAAAUUCGUGGACGAAAUAUCAGCAGGAAAGAAAAAUCCUGAGAAGACUACAUGUGUUUGCUGCUUCCACCAUUAAAAUGGCAUGAUUUUUUUUUACGCAAAAAGAAAAAAGAAAAAGAAAACCACUCACGUUUUAAUUUAGCAUGAGCCAAUUUACAGAGCAUGGAAACUCACUUUCAUUUCCAGGAUUGGCACGUGUGCAAUUAGCAAUGCAGUUGUAUAUACAAGAAGCCAUGCUGUUAACAGUUUAUCUCGAGUCAUUUGGUGUCAUUUACAAGAGGAAGAAACUCCUGCCUCCAGAAGGGACAGAAGGAGACGGAAUGAUCAAGUGACAGAGAAACACUAAAAUUACUAAAUCCACAACAGCUCGCCUUAUUUUUCUUGGACCCAAACUGUCAGGGUAUAAACACUAUUUGUUUCUUUUUUAAAACAUGGAUCAUUUUGCUGUAAAUACUAACACUGUAUAAAUCCUAACAGAAGAAUAGAAUAAAUGCUGAUAAGGCACUGCCUCUUAGAACACAAACCAGAAUAUUGCAGAUGCAUUUAACCUAACAGGGGUCUCAAGAGACUUCACCCUAGAAGAGGAGGGAGGGGAUCUGGGUGGGGGGGCUCUUCACUGAUUCUUGUAUAUUAGCAAUUAUAAUGUUUGUAUAUGCAAAACUGCUAGCUUGAUUUUAAAAACUUUAAAAUCUGCUGCAAAUUUAAAUAAUUCCCAAAAUGAGGAAUUCUGUAGUUCUGUGAAAAAAUUUUUUCUUCAGAAUACUAAUAUUUUGAUGCAUGUGUAUCACCUUAUUUUGAUUAAACCUUUUCCAAUUUUGCAAACACUACAGUAUACUGCAACACAGAAGAUUUUAUCUGGAAACACAAAGCCCUUCAUCUAAUAUUUGUUGCUAUUGCCAAUUUUUCAAUGAAAUGACCUAAAAACUACAACAAAAAAAAUUUAACCUAUACAGUAGUUGCUUUAGGGGGUGGGGGGUUGCUAACUGUUAGUGCUUACAAGGGGGAAAUGCUUGCCGCUGUAGGGGUGGAUGUGCUCAGAAGAGGCCCCAGUGGGGGGUAAUUAAAAUGGACUGAACUGAAACCCUUAGCUAGUAGAGGGGCAGCACGCUGUCAAAUUAUUCCUGUAUCGUGUACUGGCUAAAAGAUGUAGACACCUUUCCGUAAGCCAAUCAUUUGUAACCAUUCUAGCAGUGUCAUACUAGGUUUCUAAGGCUGCUGUGUUUUCAAGGGCAUUUUUAUUUGGGUUUUGGUGAAAUUCUUUACUUUGUUGAUUAUAAUCACAUAAAAUCGGCAUUCAUGGACACCUAGCUCUAAUGACAUAUGUAUGAAAACCCAUACACUGGAUGACCUAGUCGAUUAUUUAAGCAUAAAAUAAAUUGUGUUAAACUCUUCAUCUAUCUGCGCCCUCCAGUGUCCUUGUGUUGUCUGGCAGAAGGCGUUGUUCUGACCUCUUGUGCUGUGAAUCCUAGUGGCACUAAUCUACCCUCCAGUCCUGUCUGUGCCCCUGUGGUCCCCCAAGAGCCAGUCCCUAGUAUUCAAUGCUGCCUUCACAUUUCCAGCUUAGAAAGUACUGUGCAUCUCGUGGAGGAGUCAGGAAUGAACGAUUAAGGGACUAUCUCUGCCCACAUCUGCUUCCAAAAAGUGGGGGGAGUGGGACCAGAAGAGCUGACUCAUCAAGACGCUGUCCACAGGCACCUCUGAGCUCCAUCUGACCAGCACUUGCUUUUAUUCCAUAAAGCCUGUCUUUCAGUUGGCAUUCAUUUGCACUCUUUACAAGACGGGAGAUGGCAUAUGGUAACUCGAGUUCCUAACUUCACCUUCAAAUCAAGUUUUGGCAACCAUGGGCUUCCUGCCCCGAAGCCCACAUCCCACUCCGGGCAGUUGUCUCUGCCUGCUCCAGCCAGGUGUGUGGUCUGUAGGUACCACAGUCCCAUUUCUUGCAUUUAUGUGUUGGCACUGCAGUUUGCAGCCCAUACCCUUCAAGAGUCUAAAUUCUACAGGGGUGGAUAGGAUGACUGCUUUAUUUUUUUAUUCCAGCCCGCAGCAUGGCAUAUAUAGUAGUGGCCAUAACCGUCGUCAUUGCUAAAACUGGAAUGAUCACCGUGUGCCAUUCCCUGUCCUAAACACAUCCCAUUUAUUAACUCAUUUUGUCUUCAUAACCACUUUGAGUUAGGUACUGACUUGGAAACUAAUAGCCAUCCUAUAAAAUUAAAUGAUUGCUCAGAGCCAUUCAGCAAGGUCGUAUAUAUUGCCUGUCCAUUAAAGUCACUGCCAAAUGGGGUAAGGUCUUUCCAAGAGAGAUCUGUUGUCAGUGCAGAAGGCAUGUAUGGAAAACCUAUGCUAGACUGCAUUUUGCAUGGUGUCCCAACAUGCCCCGAUCCUUGCAGCAAAAUCCUAUGAACAAGCUGAGACCCCUCAAGGGAUAGAACAACAAACCUUGCUCAAAAAGUUUUUCUUUAAACCAGGAUCACAACUCAGGUAUUCUAACUUCUCCUCUAAGUUAUAAAUUCCUGACACCUGAUCCUUUCCAGAGGUGUUUAUCCUGAACUAGAAAUUGAAUGGUAUGUACUUGUCUAGCUGUCAAAGGAUAAUGUUUAUAUACCUGAAAAUUUGACUUUAGGAAUAUGUGAUAGGUUAAGCUUCUGGUGGGGAAAAAAAGUCAUGAAUUUACUCAGAAGUACCCAAAAUAUGACAGAAUUUUAUUUGCUUAUAUGUAUAUAUGUACAAUUUCUAUGUAUACAUGGAUUGAACAGAACAUACAUUAUUUAUGCCUAAUAUAAUCCUUGGCCUGCUAGCUUAUGAAAAUGUAUUUAAGCUUUUCAUUGACUGACAUUCCUGUUUAAAAAAAAAAAAAAGAACUGUGGUUGAUAAAUUCCUGGUAUUUGCUCUAUUUUUCCAUGCUAUAUUCCUACCGACUUCCUGAGUUUGUUACACUGUGUUAUCGAUAUAUUGCCACCUUAUGGCCACAGACUGUACAGGACCGUCUCACCACUUCCAAGAGGGAUCUGCUGCCUUCAUGAACUAAGCAUCCAGCCUCCUUUCCUCUGUAAACAAGGACCGCUCUGGCAGCCUGCCAUUCCACCACGCUCACCUUGCUGUCAUCCUGGGGUUACAUCAAGGCUUAAGUUUUUCUCCAUUUCAAAUAAACAGAAAAAGGUC
Oryctolagus cuniculus (rabbit) is the source of this 19379-nucleotide messenger RNA. The record is from RefSeq and is a predicted model, not a curated record. NCBI's taxonomy places the organism in Eukaryota, Metazoa, Chordata, Mammalia, Lagomorpha, Leporidae.